GCGGCCCCGUUCCCGACCGCGCCCCGGGCCCGCCGCCAUGGCGUGCGGAGCCACUCUGAAAAGGACUCUGGAUUUCGACCCGCUGCUGAGCCCGGCGUCCCCGAAGCGCAGGCGAUGUACGCCAUUGUCGGCGCCCGCCUCGGCCGCCGCCUCCCCGUCCGCCGCCGCCGCGGCCACCGCCUCCGCCGCGGCCGCCGCCGCCUCGCCGCAGAAGUACCUCCGCAUGGAGCCGUCCCCCUUCGGAGACGUGUCCUCCCGCCUUAGCGCAGAACAAAUUCUGUACAACAUAAAGCAGGAGUAUAAACGCAUACAGAAGAGAAGACAUUUAGAAGCUACUUUUCAGCAGACAGAUCCAGGUUGUAGUUCUGACGCACAGCCACCUGCAUUUCUCCUCGGUGGACCAGUGUCACCAGGGACUCCAUCUGUGGCCUCUUCACCAUUGAAAAAAGAACAGCCCUUAUUUACUCUACGGCAGGUUGGGAUGAUCUGUGAACGCUUGCUCAAAGAACGCGAAGAGAAAGUUCGAGAAGAAUACGAAGAAAUCCUGAACACAAAACUUGCAGAACAGUAUGAUGCAUUUGUGAAGUUUACGCAUGAUCAAAUAAUGCGGCGAUAUGGAGAACAGCCUGCUAGCUAUGUCUCCUGAGUCACUCUUUGCGUCUGUGGGCUGCCUGUCCUUGUCGAGCUGUACCAGAGGUCCUAGCUAUGACUGCAGUGAUGCCAGCUCCUUCUUGAACACAGGUUAUCUAAGCUGUCACCAGUGGCAACCACUUAGGCAGCAGCAGUUGGUUUUGGAAAUUUCCCAGAUUGUUAUUACCACCUGGAUGUGGACCUUUGCUACCUGUAUUAAUACCAGUGGCUUCACAUUGCUAUGUCAUUACAAUUUGGCUUCUUAUGUUAUGUUUGGAAAGAAUUAAAGCUGGUAUUCUAGAACAUGCCCUUCACUGGUUAUGUAAAUAAAACUGUAGAUUGAAUGACACUUCAGGUGAAGUUAGUGUGAUUUUAAUUGUGCACUACAACCAAGCUGUAACCAGUUAAUAAUUUAGAGUGUAAUCCCAGGCAAUUAGUCUACCAUUCUUCCUGUGAAAUAGUGAGGGAGGAGGGCAUUUCUGUAUUCCAGGACUUCUUGGGGCUUCAGAAUGGGUUUAUAUGAUUUCCUUUUUUUGGUAGUUUUAUUUAUUCUAUCAGUCUUUUUAACAAAUGUUUUAUUGCUGCAUUCCCUUCCCCCUUCCUGUGUAUCUUUUUUUUUUUUUUUACUGCCCUUGUAGUACUGGAGUUUAGUUGGAAUAAUAAAUAUUUACUUCUGUUCUGCUUGUUUUUUAAAUGUACACAUGGGUAGUAUUUGAAUAAAGCAAUGUUUCAAACACAA
This is a messenger RNA of Jaculus jaculus (lesser Egyptian jerboa), 1369 nucleotides long. RefSeq names its product akirin 2 (gene Akirin2). Lineage: Eukaryota; Metazoa; Chordata; Mammalia; Rodentia; Dipodidae. Bases 38 to 646 code for a protein of 202 amino acids. Gene Ontology annotation, cellular component: nucleus; chromatin. Gene Ontology annotation, molecular function: transcription coregulator activity. The transcript is spliced from 5 exons. The record is from RefSeq and is a predicted model, not a curated record. Gene Ontology annotation, biological process: positive regulation of innate immune response; positive regulation of transcription by RNA polymerase II.